This is a messenger RNA of Otolemur garnettii (small-eared galago), 3525 nucleotides long. RefSeq names its product neurotrimin (gene NTM). The transcript is spliced from 9 exons. The record is from RefSeq and is a predicted model, not a curated record. The coding region runs from base 674 to 1777 and encodes 367 amino acids. Lineage: Eukaryota; Metazoa; Chordata; Mammalia; Primates; Galagidae. Gene Ontology annotation, cellular component: neuron projection.
GCGGCUGCAGCGCGCUUGGGGGCUCCGGGGAAGUUGACCGAGGCGGCUGCGGCAGGAUCCCCGGGGCCGGAUCGCGCGAAGCCUGCGUGGCCGUCUCCUCCUCCUGCAACCUUGCCGCCUCCUGCGUGCUCCACUUUCCGUCUGCUAUUGUUACAGACUGUUUUCCGGUGGCCAGCAUUCUCCCGAAACUUACGAAGAAAGUGUUGGAUUUCCCCUGGUUGGAACUGAAAAAUUGCAGACCACCUCUGGGUAGCUGGACGGAACCCACCCCUGUCCCUUUCCGGUACCAAAGUGCUUACUCCUCUCCAAAGUGCCAUGUCUGAACUGUUACUGGGAAGAAGCGGCUACUGAAACGCGCCCACACCGUUGCACCUGCAGGCGCGUCCCCUUUUCUCGGCCACCUUCUGCGGCCGAAGCGGCGAGGACAGUGCCGCCUUUGGAUGUCCUCCGUGGGAACCGGUUCUCCGAGGCUGGCAAGCUGAGGCUGGAUUUGGGGGAGGAAUAUCAGACUUGGAGGAGUCUGCGCGCUUUUCUCCUCCCCGCGCCUCGCGGUCGCCGCUAGUUCACCGCUCGGUCCCCGUGCUCGCUCCCUCACCCCACCCACUUCCUGUGCUCGCCCGGGGGGCGUGUGCCACGCUGCUGCCGGAGUUCUGGGAAGUUGUGGCUGUCGAGGAUGGGGGUCUGUGGGUACCUGUUCCUGCCCUGGAAGUGCCUCGUGAUCGUGUCUCUCAGGCUGCUGUUCCUUGUACCCACAGGAGUGCCCGUGCGCAGCGGAGAUGCCACCUUCCCCAAAGCUAUGGACAACGUGACGGUCCGGCAGGGGGAGAGCGCCACCCUCAGGUGCACGAUUGACAACCGGGUCACCCGGGUGGCCUGGCUAAACCGCAGCACCAUCCUCUAUGCUGGGAAUGACAAGUGGUGCCUGGAUCCUCGUGUGGUCCUCCUGAGCAACACCCAGACCCAGUACAGCAUUGAGAUCCAGAAUGUGGAUGUGUAUGACGAGGGCCCGUACACCUGCUCCGUGCAGACAGACAACCACCCCAAGACCUCACGGGUCCACCUCAUCGUACAAGUCUCUCCCAAAAUUGUAGAGAUUUCUUCAGAUAUCUCCAUUAACGAAGGAAACAACAUCAGCCUCACCUGCAUAGCAACGGGUAGACCAGAGCCUACGGUUACCUGGAGACACAUCUCCCCCAAAGCUGUUGGCUUUGUGAGUGAAGAUGAGUACCUGGAAAUUCAGGGCAUCACCCGAGAGCAGUCGGGGGACUACGAGUGCAGCGCCUCCAACGACGUGGCCGCACCAGUGGUUCGGAGAGUGAAGGUCACGGUGAACUAUCCACCAUAUAUUUCCGAAGCUAAGGGUACGGGUGUCCCUGUGGGACAGAAGGGGACGCUGCAGUGUGAAGCCUCAGCAGUCCCUUCAGCAGAAUUCCAGUGGUACAAGGAUGACAAAAGACUGAUUGAAGGAAAGAAAGGUGUCAAAGUGGAAAACAGACCUUUCCUCUCGAAACUCAUCUUCUUCAAUGUCUCUGAACACGACUACGGGAACUACACUUGUGUGGCCUCCAACAAGCUGGGCCACACCAAUGCCAGCAUCACGCUAUUUGAACUAAAUGAGCCCACAAGCUCAACUUUGUUGCAAGAAGUGAAAACUACAGCCCUGACCUCUUGGAAAGGCCCCGGCGCCGUCAGCGAAGUGAACAACAGCACAUCGAGGAGGGCAGGCUGCAUCUGGCUCCUUCCUCUCCUGGUCUUGCACCUGCUCCUCAAAUUUUGAUGUGAGUGCCACUUCCCCACUGGGGAAAAGCUGCCGCCUCUGCCCCCACCAAGCAACAGCAAGAGCAGCACCGUCGGCGACCAAUCAGAUAACAUUCAAACGAAAUUCGGAGAAACUAAGCCUCAUGGGACAGAAAUUCGAGGGAGGGGAACAAAGAAUACUUUGGGGGAGAAAAAAAAAGUUUAAAAAAGGAAAUUGAAAAUUGCCUUGCAGAUAUUUAGGGUACUACUGAGUUUUCUUUCUUUUCCCAAAUGGGAAGAACGCACACCGGCUUGGACCCACCCUCCUCCAGCUGCAGCAUCGCGUGACCGCUCUGUUGCCAACGUGAGCCAGGGCUCAGCCAACCUGCUCGCAAAGUGCCCCCCAACCAUGGAACAUUCUAGAGUCGGCCACCCCAAAUUCAGUCAGUCAAUAGAGGGGAACACAGUGUGAGCCAUUCAGGCCCAGGUGGGGCACGGCGGGUCCUUUGCUGGACUGUGCCACCCUUGUGUGUGCUCCGACACAGGAAAUCAAAAGAUGAAGAAAGAAAAGGACAACCAAACAGCCCGACAGCAACAACAAUCCCACAAACAGUCACAAAAGAUAUUGUUAAACUUUCUGGGUUUCCUUUUUUUUGUUUGUUUUUAAUGUUUCGUUUUCAUUUUCCUACGUGGACAUCGCGGAUAAUAAGAGAUUCUGAGUCAUUAUUAAUUUUAUUAAUUAUAUUUUCAGAUAUGAGUCUAGAACUUAGUGCAAAAACAAGACAAAACUAAAAAAAAAAAAAAAAAAGAAAAACCACGCAGUUGAAAGGGGUGACGAGAAGUAUGUUUGUUAAACGGUAAAAGUGAAUAGUGUACUUCUUAACUAGGUUUACAACUGGUGGACCGUGCGCAGGCCUUAACCGCCUGGUGAGGAUUUGGCCUGUCCACCAAAAAAAAUACAUCCGACUUAACCAACACCUCCACCAGCGCUUCAGAUUUCUCCUUACUCUGGCAUCUCAUGCAGACAGUACUAAGCUAUGUACACACCGUUUAGAAACGGAAAGGUGACCGCACUGUAUUUUGGGUUCGUUGGCUAUGCUUCUUUUGAUGACAUAUAUUAUACAGUAUAUAUAUAUGCAUAUUUUUUUUUUUUGUUAGAGUUCUAGCCGUUUUCUUUCUCAGCAGGGUCCUUUCUCAGACAUUACUGCAUGCUGUAUAUGGCGUUAGCUGUGUGUCGGUCUUCUACAAGACGAUAGAGUUUACUGGUAAUUGUGUAAUCAGCUCCUGCCUUUUUUAUUUCCCUGGGUUAUUUACAUGUCAGAGACAUUUAUAAGAAGUGAAAAGAGAAAAACAGAACAAAAAGCAGAACAACUAAUACCAGGCGUAGCAUCUUUCCAGGUGUGACUCUCUGCAGCGCGGGCAGCCUGGUGGCCUCGCCGCCCCGUGGGGCCCCGUGGCAUUAACAGACGGCCAACAGCUGAACAGACUAAACCGUCAGAAACCACUCGCUCCAGCCCGUGGUGGGAAUCUCUGAUGCCUUUGUGACCACUGGAGAGUUCAAUCCUCUUGGUUUAUUUUAUUUAAUUUCCCGCCUUUGUGUGAGUGUGUAUGAAAGAGGAAAAAAAAUGCAAUUUUUAGGUAACCUUUUUGUUCGUCCCCCAGAGUCUGGGAACCAGAGAAGCCUCGGGGAGGGGUCCUGGAUAUGAUGAGGGAAAGUGGGAUUGGGGGACCGGGGAGGGAGGGGUUGUCUCUGACUUGACAUUAAAAAGUGUUCCAUGUCCCUCUUCA